AUGUCAAGCACUCCAGCGGCGGCGGUGGGGGCGCCCGAUCCAGUACUUGUCGAGGCCGUUGACGUCCUCUUCAACUAUCGGGCAGACCCCUCAGCACGACUUAAGGCUGAGCAGUUGUGCAAUGAGGUCAAGCAGAGAGCGGACGCCUCUGAGAUAAUCUCUCGGUGUGCAUUUGCCCCUAGUGGAGUGUCAAUGGAGGUCCAGUUCUGGAGUCUGCAAGCCCUAUCUCAGCUAGCACCAGGGCUAAACCCAGCCCAGCGACUAGGAGUUCGCCAAGCAUUGUGCCAUUACGUGACCACAGUACUGGUACCAGGCACAGAGGUGCCCGUGGCUAUUGUCAACCGCAUAGCUGUUCUUUAUAUGCAGCUAAUGUGUAACGACUAUCAGUCUGGAGUGUGGUCGACAGCCAUCAAAGAUCUCCUCCAGCUCUCCUCUGCCAGCGACCGAGGUUUGGACUUUAUGCUUCGAGUGUUGAUAUCACUAGAUCAAGAGCUCAUUGGAGACGAUGUUAGGAACAUGCAUGGCAGCGGCGAGAGCUCCCUGCCGAUGCGUGUUAAGGACACUAUGCGGGAAAGUGGGGAUAUCAAUCGUAUUGUGGAGGUUCUGUUCAACUCCCUAAGUGGUGGCAAGUCGACGGAGCUCUCACUCAAUGUUCUGUCCAGAUACGUGGCCUGGGCAGAAAUCACUCUCUUCGCCAACACUCAUUUUAUAGAGUUGGUCACCAAGAUUGUGGAGUCCAGUACUUGCACAUUGGAACAAUGUCAACAUGUAUGCACUUUCAUAGCUGCUAUGUGCCAUAAGAAGAUGCUGCCGGGUAAAAGGCUAAGUAUGGUAUUGGAGUUGGACCUGCUAGGGCACAUGGAUCGGAUGACCAAGGCGUGUUUGGCGGAUUCACGGAAGCUCGCCAAGGUUUCGGAAAUGUACGACAAGGUCUCUGAAAGUGUAAUGGAGUCCCAGAUGCUCAUCCGGAAUAGUCUGGAAGCUACCGACACCAGUGUGAUGGCAGCAUGGCGAUGCGUUCAAAACCUGGUGGUGGCACUUUUGGAACAGUUCUUUUCCCACAGUUCAUUCGAGAUAGCAGCGUCGGUGGACAACUCCUUACAGAUCUUUCUUGGCAAUGUUCGGAAGAUGAUCAGUAGUAGUGGCGAGGCAGAGGGCAAGGCCUUGGAGGAAGAAGUUAAACCUGUUGUAACGGAGGUUAUGCGCCUGUCACUGCUAGAUGGGUCGCUGAAUAUCAUCAACAGCAACAACGUAGAUGAUGAUCCUGUUCAGAUUCAUCUAUGUUAUCCGCAGUGGUUUAAUCAUGAAAGUGAUGAUGUUGAUGACGGUACCGAGCAGGAGGUGGCCUUCGCCGAGUUCCGGUCUGACGUUUGCAAGCUCAUUAGGAAGGCCCUUGCAGUUGAUAAGGACACCGCCCUGGAUUUCGUGAGGACUACAGUGGCUUCCAUCACACAGGGUAACCAGGCGGCUGCAUUGGCUGAUAGCCAGCUGGAGGCUUGUUUGACCAUGUUACACGUAUGUGGGGAGCAAAAGGCUUAUGAAAAUGAACUGGGCUCGACAGCUGCCCAGAUCCUCCACUGCCCUGCAAUUAUGCAGCAUCGCAGUUGGCUGGUCCAACUGCAGACACUGGAGCUGGUGUGCAAGUACUCGGGUGCGGCAUCAAGGUGUGUUGAUAGUGUGUGCUUGCCGGCACUACUCGCUGGGGUGAGGUCCAAGAAUCCUAGGGUCGCUAGGCGAGCAUCGUUCCUGCUUGUGAAAUUUUGCAAGCAGCAUAAGGCGGUGAUAGCGCCACAAGUGGGCCCGUUUGUAAACGAACUGUCGUCAUGUCUGGCCAUUACCCCUGGCCAGGCUGAGAGGGAGUAUCAGAACAAUCUUUACGAGGCUGUGGGCACUUUGCUCUCCCAUGAUGUUGAUGAUCAAGUCAUGACCCUACUUGCAGUGCUAGCACAGUUCUCUACUGUUCUGGACAGGGGUGGCCCGGAUCUGGUGGCGGUACCUCCGGGAGGCACUACAGCUGAUUGCCUCUACAAUAGACUCAUGUUGGCAUUGGCCUCACUGGCUAAGGCGAUAGAGAAAUGCUCGGUGGGUCUGGAAGCAUGGGACAUGUUCUUGGGCAAACUACGGGUCCACUUUGCUCAUGUAGCAAUUGACCGGGUGAUACGACAGAGCAUGAUAUUGUUGUGUCGGCAACUACUCCAAACAUUACCAUCAGAGCGGCUAGCCCCUGUGCUCAACGACGUGUUGCCAGUUGUGAAGGCGAACUCGACCAGCCAGAGUUCCGAUAUGGCGGAGUUCCUGGGCUUCGUCUCGCACCUUAUUACGCAGGCGGACGCUGAGCUGGGGCGGGGUUUGGUCAGCUCGCAGUUGCCAAGUCUUAUUACCGAUUUGGCUCCAGCAUGGCAGGCGAUGCCGGUGGACUCUCCCGAGACUAGAAGGGAAAAGCUGGAGCUGGGUGUCGCUAUACUCACAUUGAUGCGGGACUCGGCGACUAAACAGAUGGAGGCCUUCGUGGAGGUUCUUCGGGCCACGCCGGCGGUGCUGGGCCUUAUCCGUCUGUGUAUUGGCACACCAUCGGAAGUCCAACUGUAUACGGCUAGUGUACAGAUAGUAUCACGUCUGGUAGAGGCGACGAGUCGAGCGACGGACCCGGAGUUCAUCAGAGUAAUGCUGGCGGACUUGCUCAACUUGCAGGAGCUACUGCCUAUAUGCGUCGGUGCUCUGCGACAAUUGAACGUGAAUGAUUAUGAAUCGGUCAAGGCUGUGUUUCUGGUCAGCCAAAUGCUGCGUAAUGUGGGGCUCACCCAGAAGGCACUGCCGCCGGAUUCCCAAGCUCGAGUGCAGAGUGUGCUCCAGAGCACUCUGGGCAGCAGUCUGGCGGAGAGUCCCGAGUUGGCACGCUUCUACGAGGGAGUUGUGAAUGGCACUUUACCGCCUACGCAGCUCAGAGAGACACUCUUGCAAUGUGUCAAGAUUACCAUUGCUAAACUAGGUGGACAGGCGUGA
Messenger RNA from Perkinsus marinus ATCC 50983, 3003 nucleotides. RefSeq lists its product as hypothetical. NCBI's taxonomy places the organism in Eukaryota, Perkinsozoa, Perkinsida, Perkinsidae. The transcript is spliced from 18 exons. Gene Ontology annotation, cellular component: cytoplasm; nuclear pore; nuclear matrix. Gene Ontology annotation, biological process: tRNA re-export from nucleus. The record is from RefSeq and is a predicted model, not a curated record. Gene Ontology annotation, molecular function: small GTPase binding; tRNA binding. Bases 1 to 3003 code for a protein of 1000 amino acids.